AUGUACCAUAUGCUGAAUGUACAAAGUACUAUGCUCCAUACAUCAUCAUUCAAGCAUCUAAUACCAUCACCAUUUCCGAAUUCUACUAUUUCAGAUAACGACAAAGAUUCUUACACAACAAUGUCAACAACUGCAGUAAUUGCGUCAACCAUAUUAAUCCUUGCAACGUUGAUGUCAAGCAUUGAAAGUCAUGGCUACGUGCUUAUUCCUCAGACGCAGUUCAAAGGCCUCCCCGGUAAUGAGGCUUGGAUUGUUCAAAUUGAUCCGCUUUGGAAAAGUUCAGAUUGGAAUGGCAAUACUGAACAAAGUGUCAAGGCAUAUCAAAGUCUGAAGGCUGCCAACAAUUUCAAGGACUUGAAGACUCUCAUGGAAACGCAUGCCCUCGGGCCUGAGUGUGGCUUCAGUGAUCCUAAAGGCAAGCCUCAGCCCAUUCCCAAAGAUGGCAAAGCCACCUUGUCGCGUGCCAUAGUUCACAGGGGUCCAUGUGAGAUGUGGCUUGACAACAAAAAAGUGCUAUACGAAGAUGAUUGCUAUGCCAAAUACGGGAAUGAAGAUGCAAAAAUUAAAUCGGUGCUCCCUGUGGACUAUUCAUCGUGUGCCAAUGGAGGCUGUAAGGAGAUGCGUUUCUACUGGCUGGCGUUCCAAGGCAUAAAGGGCAUAACCUUCUGGCAGUCCUACAAAAAUUGCAUUCCUCUUCAAGGUUCAGGUGGUGGCGUAACUGAGGGUUUUGGUGAUGCUGAACAAUCAUCCGACAACAACCCUGAACAAAUAACACCAGAGAAUAAGCCAGAAACGACUCCAGAUGAUAAGGCAGAAAAGAAUCAAGAUGAUAAGGCAGAAAAGAAUCAAGAUGAUAAGGCAGAGAAGAAUCAAGAUGAUAAGGCAGAAAAGAAUCAAGAUGAUAAGGCAGAAAAGAAUCAAGAUGAGAAGGCAGAAAAGAAUUCAGAUGAUAAGGCAGAAAAGAAUUCAGAUGAUAAGGCAGAAAAGAAUUCAGAUGAUAAGGCAGAGAAGAAUCCAGCGGAUAAGCCAGAAACGACUCCAGAGCAUAAGCAAGAAAAGACUCCUGAGGUCACCCCAGCCCCAUCGUCAAAAUGCAGAGGCCGAAAACUUCGUAACUAA
Messenger RNA from Plasmopara halstedii, 1119 nucleotides. RefSeq lists its product as uncharacterized. The transcript has 3 exons. The coding region runs from base 1 to 1119 and encodes 372 amino acids. NCBI's taxonomy places the organism in Eukaryota, Oomycota, Peronosporomycetes, Peronosporales, Peronosporaceae. The record is from RefSeq and is a predicted model, not a curated record.